Molecule: messenger RNA, 1704 nt
Organism: Porites evermanni
Lineage: Eukaryota; Metazoa; Cnidaria; Anthozoa; Scleractinia; Poritidae
Source: the annotation of a GenBank genome assembly
AUGACAUACAACUGUGGGCCUUUCUAUCUGACAACACUGACUUUCCCCAAUCCAAUGUUUGUUCACCGAGAUGCACGAGAUAAACAUCCAACUACUCUGGCAGGAAUAAUGACAAGUGCUAGCAGGGAAGUGGAAGAUUACGAGUACCUCGCUGCAAAUCUAAAAAGGAAGGGAAUUCACACCCUUACAUACGGAACUGAUGGAGAAACCCCUUUGGGAACAGGCUUUGAGAAGGUGUUUCCAAUACAUGGAAUGCCAGCCGGUGACACCAAUAUCCACCUUCGUUGUUUUGACCAUGUUAAAACAAACAUUUCACUGAAAUUAACAGCAUUGAAAGUACCACGAUCAAAACAAAAAGAAAUAAUACGUGAGCUCUUAGGCGCCGAGCACAAUGGAAAGCGGAUUAUGGGUCUGGUAGAUUCCCCAACAGAAGAGGAUUUUGAGAAGGAAUUAAAGGUUGCCGAGCGACAGUGGCCAAAACAAUUCGUUGAAUGGCUUCACUCGAGUGAAGGACGUCUUCGUCCGUUAUCUGAAAGUAUGAAGAAAUGUAUGUUGAGACCUGUUCGUGUCGCCGCUGGCCUUGGAAACCCACCAAACAAGUGGCAAAACCAGAGAACAGAAGCUUGCAACAACGGUAUUAAAGAGGAGAUAUCCAGACAGAAAACAGUCCAGGUGACUAUACACGAACUAAUUGAGAGUCGUGUAGUGCAAGCUCAUCUCGACGAACUGGUCAAGGCUAUCUAUCAGAUGGGGGAAUAUCGUCUGUCUGAAAGUUAUAGUCACCUUCAGGUGAAUCCAUUACAGUGGUCACAAAUGACACCUCAGCAACGCGACGCAAGAAUUAAAAAGGUCUUGGGUUGUACCCUUCCCAGCAAAAGAACGGAUGAAGCAAUCACGAGAAAGCUGUCAAUAGGCCUUGCCGAAUCCCAGCUCACAGUGCACUUUCCCUCUUAUGAGCUAAAAGAAAUAUGGAGGAGAGCGGAGAUCAUAUUAUCUCAUUACAAAGUCAUAGAGUUAGAAAAUGACAACUUUUGCGUGACUGAGUUUGCUAGCAGCUACACGGUGGAGACCAAGAAUGAAAAGAUAUCAUGUGACAAGAGCUGCAAAUGCUUUCGCGAUAGUGGUGGUUUGUGCCAUCACUUUCUUGUUGUUACAGAGGAAAUUGAAAAGAUCCGAGGCUUCAUCGAUUCUUACAAGAAAUCUAGUAACAAACUGGGCAAGAUCAUAAACGCAAACCUCCCUAAACAGCUUGGAGGAAAGCCAAAUCAACAAAAGAAACCAAGAAGAGGGAAAAACAAUGUGAGCCAGGAACCAGUCCUGUUAGAGGAAGACUAUUCCGACAUGAUGGCACCAAAACCAAUGAGGUACACCAAAUAUUACCAAAAUGACGAGCCCUUCUAUGUAGUAUUCAUUCACGACUACGCGAACGCAACAAAAUGUAUCGGUUGCACAAAUGAGUUCCCCAAGCUGGUGCAGAUAGCACCCUACGACAUUGCCAUACUUCACGAGGAGCGUUACUGCUACCCAAAAAAAGAUGAUCAAGGGAAUGUUGAAAUGGUACCAACUCAUAAAAAGAAGGCAAAGAGGUUUUACUGCGUAGAUAAAGAGUGUAUUCUUCUAAGGCACCCUUAUUUCUGGAGAGGUUUGGUAAUUGUCUCUACCAAUGUCCAGGGGCGCUUGAAAGAGAGUCACAAGGAUCUUCUA